This is a messenger RNA of Solanum dulcamara, 912 nucleotides long. Its product is annotated as zinc finger BED domain-containing protein RICESLEEPER 1-like. Gene Ontology annotation, molecular function: protein dimerization activity. NCBI's taxonomy places the organism in Eukaryota, Viridiplantae, Streptophyta, Magnoliopsida, Solanales, Solanaceae. The transcript is spliced from 2 exons. The record is from RefSeq and is a predicted model, not a curated record. Bases 12 to 569 code for a protein of 185 amino acids.
UAAAAGAUGAAAUGGUGACUUACAUGAAAUCUAUGUUUGAAGAGUAUGUAGCGAAAUUCUCUAAUGCAUCUCGACGCUCAUUUUCUCUUUUUGAUUUAUCGGGUCAGACAUCGGAUUUAUCUAUAUCUAACAAUAGCACAAAAUCAACAAAAGUGAGAAAUAGGAUCCAAAUGAAGAGGAACAAACAAGAUGGUGCAGGUUUGGGUGGUAAGUCGGAGUUGGAAAAGUAUCUUAGUGAAGAACUAGAGCCGAAUGAUGAUGACGACAAUUUUGAUAUCUUGUCGUGGUGGAAAGCUCAUUCUCCUAGAUAUAAAAUUCUUUCCGAGAUGGCUCGUGAUGUGUUGGCAAUUCCAAUUUCUAGUGUGGCAUCGGAAUGUGCCUUUAGCACCGGGGGCCGUAUUCUUGAUUCAUUUAGGAGUUCUUUGACUCCAAAAUUGGUGCAAGCUGUUAUUUGUCUUCAAGAUUGGCAUCGAAAUGAGCCUUAUCCCAUAAAUGUUGAAGAAGAUUUUAAUGAUCUUAUGAAACUUGAACUUGCUAUGGAUGAUAUUGACUUGCAUUGUUCAAGCUGAAAAACAGUAAAAGCAAAUUUUGGACUCUAUUUCCUCUGCUGCUACUGUUUCUGACUUCUGAUUUUGGAGCUGCUUCAGCUGGUUGUGUUGUUGUGUGUAGCUGUUGCUGCUGCAGGUAGUGUUGCAGCUUAUGUUGUUUGUUGUUGUUGUGUGUUGCAGCUGAAUCAUUUUGUUGUUGUUGUUGUAUGCUGUUGCAAGUGCUGUUGACUGUUAAAUAUGGCACAGUGAUUCAUUCCAUAACAAACACUCAAAGGCCAACACGGAGAAUGAUUUGAAUUUUGUCUUGGUUGAUCUUUUGCGUCGAAGUUUUAACUCGUGUAAUAUAUAUGUAUAUUAUAAUGGU